AUGGAAAACAAAGGCAUGUACCUGCACACCGUGAGUGACCGGGACACCGGUUCCAUCUUCGAGGAGCCCUUUGAUGGCAGGAGCCUGUCUAAGCUAAACCUGUGCGAGGAUGGUCCAUGCCAUAAGCGACGGGCAGGUGGCUGUUGUACCCAGCUGGGUUCGCUGUCAGCUCUGAAGCAUGCUGUCCUGGGACUCUACCUGCUGGUCUUCUUGAUUCUUGUCGGCAUCUUCAUCUUGGCAGUGUCCAGGCCCCGCAGUUCUCCCGACGACCUGAAGGCCCUAACUCGGCACGUGAACCGGCUAAAUGAGAGUUUUCGGGACUUGCAGCUGCGGCUGCUGCAGGCGGACCUGAUGGAGCAAGCAUGGAAGGUGCAGGAUGCACUGCAGAACCAGACAGAUUCGCUUCUGGCGCUGGCAGGGGCCGUGCAGCGGCUGGAGGGCGCACUGUGGGGGCUACAAGCUCAGGCGGCACAGACAGAGCAGGCGGUGGCCUUGCUACGUGACCACACCGGCCAGCAGAGUGACGCAACGCAGCUGGAGCUGUACCAGCUGCAGGUGGAGAGCAAUCGCAGUCAGCUGCUGCUACGACGCCAUGCGGGCCUACUGGAUGGGCUGGCACAUCGGGUGGGCGGCCUGGGCGAGGAGAUGGCUGAUAUGGGCGGUGCACUGCGUGGCCUCAACCACAGCCUGUCCUACGACGUGGCCCUGCACAGCACGCGUCUGCAGGACCUGCAGGUGCUCGUGAGCAACGCCAGUGAGGACACACGUCGCAUGCGCCUGGUGCACAUGGCCAUGGAACUUCAGCUCAAGCAGGAACUGGCCAUGCUCAACACUGUCACUGAGGACCUGCGCCUCAAGGACUGGGAGCACUCGAUUGCGCUUAAGAACAUCUCUUUGGCCAAAGGGCCACCAGGACCCAAAGGAGAUCCAGGCAAUGAAGGAAAGGAAGGCGAGCCCGGCAUCCCUGGAUUACCUGGACUUCGAGGCCUGCCUGGGGAGAGAGGUACUCCAGGAUUGCCCGGCCCCAAAGGCGAUGAUGGGAAACUGGGGGCCACAGGACCAAUGGGCAUGCGUGGGUUCAAAGGUGAUCGAGGCCCAAAAGGAGAGAAGGGAGAAAGAGGAGACAGAGCAGGAGACGGCAGUGUCGUGGAGGCCUCGAUGGUUCGCCUGGUGAACGGCUCAGGCCCCUAUGAAGGCCGUGUGGAAGUGUACCAUGAGCGGCGCUGGGGCACCGUGUGUGAUGACGGCUGGGACAGGAAGGACGGCGAUGUGGUGUGCCGCAUGCUGGGUUUCCGCGGUGUGGAGGAAGUGUACCGCACAGCUCGCUUCGGGCAAGGCACUGGGAAGAUCUGGAUGGAUGAUGUGGCCUGCAAGGGCACGGAGGACUCCAUCUUCCGCUGCAGCUUCUCCAAAUGGGGGGUGACAAACUGUGGACACGCUGAAGAUGCUGGGGUGACAUGCAGCACACACUGAAUGUGAGCAUGGUCCAUGGCUGGGACCCUGCCCAGGAGCCUCCUUCUAGCAUUCCUAGAGUGAGGGCAUCACUAGAGGCAACCCUGACCAUGCCUCUGCCCUGCCCCCACACCCCUAAUGCAGGACCAUGGUGACUGUCAUCUUUCUCCUCCUGGACUCCAAAGUCAUCUCUGGGAUCUACUGCUUUCUACCAGUGUUCUUCCACAGGGAGUUCCGGUCAGCUGGAUCACCAGUUGUCCCAGCCACCUGAACACCAGCACUGGGUCUUAAAAUCCAGGUUUGCUUCGGUCUGUUCAAGAAGAGUGCCCAGAUGUCAAAAACAAAAAAACAUACAUAU
Messenger RNA from Ochotona curzoniae (black-lipped pika), 1810 nucleotides. It is a transcript of the gene SCARA5, whose product is annotated as scavenger receptor class A member 5. The transcript is spliced from 8 exons. NCBI's taxonomy places the organism in Eukaryota, Metazoa, Chordata, Mammalia, Lagomorpha, Ochotonidae. Gene Ontology annotation, cellular component: plasma membrane. Gene Ontology annotation, molecular function: ferritin receptor activity. Bases 1 to 1473 code for a protein of 490 amino acids. Gene Ontology annotation, biological process: iron ion transmembrane transport. The record is from RefSeq and is a predicted model, not a curated record.